This is a messenger RNA of Nyctereutes procyonoides (raccoon dog), 11203 nucleotides long. It is a transcript of the gene NAB1, whose product is annotated as NGFI-A binding protein 1. Gene Ontology annotation, biological process: negative regulation of DNA-templated transcription. NCBI's taxonomy places the organism in Eukaryota, Metazoa, Chordata, Mammalia, Carnivora, Canidae. Bases 7314 to 8774 code for a protein of 486 amino acids. Gene Ontology annotation, cellular component: nucleus. Gene Ontology annotation, molecular function: transcription coregulator activity; transcription factor binding. The record is from RefSeq and is a predicted model, not a curated record. The transcript has 8 exons.
UUAUUUAUUUAUUUAUUUAUUUAAGAUUUAUUUAUUUAUCCACUCAGAGCGAGAGAGAGGCAGAGACACAAGCAGAGGGAGAAACAGGCUCCAUGCAGGAAGCCCGAUGUGGGACUCGAUCCCGGGUCUCCAGGAUCACACCGCGGGCUGCAGGCGGUGCCAAACCGCUGCGCCACCGGGGCUGCCCUAUUUUUUUUAAUUUUUUUUUUAUGAAGGGGUCUGUAGGACAUUUUUUCUCCGGGCUUUAUUCAGAAUUUAAAAAAAAAAAUCAAUAGGAGGGAACGUUUAAGUUCCCCAGGUUACCAUUAACACAUUAGGACUACAUGUUUAGUUCAUAGCUAUGAAAAUAAUAAGAUCCCAAAUAUUUUAAGAUCGCUGAAUGCUUACUAAGAAACGUGCCGAGGUGGAUCACUUGGUGCUUGGAACAUACACAGAGUUAUUUAGUGCCUAGGCCAACUCUGCGAUUGAAGCCACAGUUAAUUAUUUUAGCUCGAGUUCCAGCACUAGGACCAAAGUUAGAGGAAUUCACUUCCUAGACUUCAAGGCUCGUCUUUCCCUAAGCCACCCUCUGGCCUGGCAUACACCUUUUCCGUUUCAGCCCGUAGUGUACCCAGUGCACCCUCCUCACCAGGCCCUUAAACUUCAGGCCACAGUCUUCCAAACUUGAUGGUGCUUCAGGGACCUUAAAUGCAGUCUCUGCCCCCAGGUCUCCUCUUCCUUCCUUACCAUUUCCAGUCCCCGUCUUUCAUUCCUGUAGCCGGCACUGGAUCUGCAGCUAGAUGUUAAGAGGAAAACAGUCUGGUGGAACUAAUUCACCUUAAUCUGUAAAUGACUCAUGAGCUGACUCUUCCCCAGUUCUUUCACAUUUUGUGUAAGUCUGUAAGACGCUGCUGUUAAUUUAGACAGUUCUAAAGUAAAAAUUUCAGGCUGUGUUGGGAGGAAGGAAUUUAUAGUCCUUUGCAUACAAAAGAAGUCCCAUCUUACUGGGGUCCUGCCCUUGUUUCUCCUCACUCUGAGGAGUCUCCACUCCUUGCGUUGCCACAGACCUCAUACAAGUGUGCACGUGCUGGGAGUGUGUUUCCUACCCCAGAAUAGGAAGAUUCAAGAGUAGUGAUUACGAGUCCACUUGAUAUUUGUUAUUUGAGGAUAACUUACGUUGCAUUUUAAUUUACAGAGUCAAAGAGGGAAAAGACCUAGAAUCUUUCAUGACCUUUUGAAAUGAUGGUGUUGGGACUGGACUAACACAGGAAGUACUUAUUAAUUCCGGUGUUGGGAACACAUCCUUAGAUCUCUUGGAAAAAUAGCUAUGUUAUGGGAAUCCAAAGACAGCCUUAUAAGAAAGAAGAAUAUUGAGGGUGAGAGAAGGUAAAAAAUUAUAGGGAAAGCAGUAAUACUUAACCUACGUGAUAGGUCAUUGGGCACCAGUGUACGCAGAGAGCAUAAUGUGGAAUGUGAAGAGGCUGCUAAUCAGAUUCUUUCUCAAAUGUUGGGUUUCAUUCAACAGGAGCCUUUAUAGAGAUGUCACUGUACAUUCAACACUUGGCUAGAAGUAAGGGGUAAAAGCUGAAAUGAGACCCAGUUCCUCCCCUCAGGGAGCUUAUGACAUGUUGUGCAGAGCCCGGUGAAGUUGCUUCUUUAUUCCAUGGCUCCUCACGUAUGACACUUAGCAUAGCGUUUAUCACAGUGUUUGUCUGCCUAUUUGUCUUCUUUCACCCUCACAACUCAUUCUGCAUGAAGGGUCCUCUUUCCUCCAGAUCCCCAGGACUGGGUUAGUAACUGGCAUAUUUGAACAAGUGGGGGAAGAAUGAGAGAUCAAGUAGUGUAGGGUUCAGAGAAGGAAGAGGACACCUCGCCCAGGGAGUGUGGGCAAGGCUUUGUGGAGAAGGCCCGUGGAGGUGGGCCGGAGGGGGUAUGGCUGGCACAGGGGCAGGGGAGUGGGAGGCACAUUCAAGGAAUGCCCGGUGUAUCUGUUUGGCCUGAGAACAGGGACAUACUAGGGACCAGAGAGAAGGCUGGGUUUGGGACUGGGAUGCCUAUAUGAGUAGUUUGAAUUUCUUUUUCUUUGCAAUGGGGAAAUUUGUAGAGGUGGGUAAAGAGCCACACCUGUACUUUAGGAAGAUAAAGUUGAUACGGUAGUGUGGGAUGAUGUAUCAAAGGCAAGGCAGCUGUUUUCAGAGUCGAAGUAGGGAAAUGUAGAAUUAGGUGCUUUUGAGGCAGAGAAAGAAAAAGGGUGGUGUGGCUUAAGGAGAUGAAGAUUUGAGGAAUGAAGAGGAAAGCACAAAGAUGAAAGAGUAGUGGCGCAACUACAGAAGUAAGAGAGUUGGGAAGAGUGGAUUUGGGAAUCUGGAAGAAGGGAGGAAAAUGGAUGCUUGAUUUUGGACCUAGAAAAUUCGAGAUUUUUGACAAUCUCCAGGUGGUAGUUGAAAUGAAAAAUUAACAGAAAAAUGAUUUGUGCUGAUGGUUCUCAAACUGGUCAGUUUUGAAGAUCAUUUUUUUAAAUUAAAAAAUUACAAAUGUUCAUUGAUAAUUUUACUUUAGUGUUGAUCGAGAAUAGUAUACUGUAAUGACAACAGCUACUAUGAAUUGGGAUGCCCUUUUAAAGAGUUUAUAUUUUAUUAAAUCACUAGGUGUUUAUUUACGUUCAUUUGCAAAGUAGACCUGUGUGAGAGGCAUGUUUCUUACUUACCAGCCAGUGCGUGCUGUGCAUCUGCCAGUCACUGUGGCCUCCAGUCCAAGCUACAGACAGCAGUUUGGAGGUCAGUCUGCUGCUAUAUGUGAUCGUUGGGAGUGGUAUGGAAACCUGGGAGUGGUUGAGAUCAUCAAAGGAGAAAAUGGAAAGACAACAGAAAAGAGAUUUAAUAUGAAAGUUUAGAAAGCUUAGGGAAGUCAGGGAAGAGAGCAUAAUAUGCCAUUAUCCAAGUCCAGUAGUGAGCACUUCAGGGAGUUAGGGCAAGCUGCAGAGACAUUAGAGGGAGAGGUCAGCGAUAACUCAGUAGGUACUCGAGAGUUUUGAUAGAGUCAUGGGCUCUAAGAAAGAAGCUUCUUGGAAUGGAUUGAGGCAGGGUUAAGGGAUGCUGCUGCUUUCCCCUAGUGACUAGUAAAGGCCUUCUGUCCCGCACUGAAUCCCCACAUUACCAACUUGAAGAAUGUCAAAGUUUUGCUUUUCAUAGCCACACUGAGUGUUUCAUUGUGGUUCAAGGACAAAAUAAGAGUUGAUUAGUCAAGUUUUCUGGUCCAAGCUAACCCCUUAUUUCAUUUAGCGUGGUUUGAAUCUGGCAGAUGAUUGAUCCUCCCUUGUGAGGAGGCAAAGCAAGUUUUGUUUUGCUUUAUUUUUAAGGUUCUGGAACAAUCAUUACCAUUUAAAAUAGAUUAAUGAAUAACAAAUGACAACAAAUGGCCUUAAACGAAUCCAUUGUUGUUUAAUUCCCCAUCCUCUGGAACUGACCGGGCUGAGCAAGGUUUAAGCUAGUGCGAGUGGAGAUUGCUGUGUAUAGGCAGCAGGCCUUUGAUUGGAUUUUGAAGGCAGUAAAAAUUAGUAACUAGUUUCUCUUAACUGUGAAAUUCACGGAAACGUCAGACUCGGCGUGGUUGUCCCAGCAUCCUGGAAAGGCCAGGUAGCAGUAGUUUUCAGCUGAGUAGAUUUACUAUACUGUUAGCUACCCGUUUAUAGUGUUGUUAGGAUCUCUCUAUUUACUUCACAUUGGAGAGCUACAGCUAGAAGCUUGCUCCUAAUUUGUUUGACCUUCAUGUUGAAGCAUGAAUAGAUACAGCGUUUGUAAAAACAGAAAAUCUCAUAAGAAUUUUCUUUUAAAUCAAAUCAAGUUAAUGUAUGAAGUGGUGGGUGUUUAAAUGAUCACAACAGGCUUUUGUAGGAAACUGAAACAUUCUUCUAAAGCAAAAGCUUAAGGAGAAAACUCCUUUCCCAGCAGUAAGUGUGGGCCCUUUAGAAGCCUCCUGGGACUCCAGCUAGCUCACAUAUUUCUUUCAUCUGGUAUCUUGACUUUGGAAAUGCACACUUGGUCCUAUCAGUCAUUACGGAGAUAGUGUAAUAAUUACUACUUUCUUACUGGUACUGCUUUCUUACCCACUUAGGAACUAGGCAACUUUCCUUUCUGGGUAAAGAUGAGAAAGGAUAAAAAUAUGAAAUGAAUAUUUUCUAAAACUAUUGACUGUGUUAGAAGAGUAAACUUAAGUUUGGGUCUUCAGUUCUCCUUAAGUUUCCUUUUAUGUUUGUCUAACAGAUUUUUUUCUAAUUGCUAAUCAAAAAGCUUCAAAAGCUAUUCCUACAGUCACUUUCUCACGUAGUCUUCUAUUCCAUAAUUUUGGGGAGCACAGAUAUCUGAUAUCUGCAGGUUUAUAGCCCUCUUAAAACGAUUGUGUGUGCAAUGUGUGGUUUUGUGUGUGUGUGUGUGUGUAUAUAUAUAUAUAUUUUUAAUUCUUGAGUUGAAAGUGUUUGAAGCUGUUGUAUUAGGUGUGUGAUGGGAAAGAAAGUUUCCUUUCUUCUCCCUCAGACACUUUCUAGAAGUACUUUUACUUGGUAUAAUGCAGUUCAUUUAACUUUUUUUUUUAUUUAUUUAUGAUAGUCACAGAGAGAGAGAGAGAGAGAGAGGCAGAGACACAGGCAGAGGGAGAAGCAGGCUCCAUGCACCGGGAGCCCGACGUGGGAUUCGAUCCCGGGACUCCAGGAUCGCGCCCUGGGCCAAAGGCAGGCGCCAAACCGCUGCGCCACCCAGGGAUCCCAAGGAAACCACUUUCAAACUUUUCCUUAGCUUUUAGGAUGGUUGCCUCCAUAUCUCAAAAAUAAUAUGACUAUAUCGUCAUUUUUCUUUUUGAAAUUGUGUGUACUUUUAUCUAAGUUAUAAAUGUAGAGAGUUUUAAUAGCUAGAAGUACUAGCUAGUACUUUAAGUUCUAGAAGUACUUUUACUUGGUAUAAUGCAGUUCAAUACAGACUUUUAAGUUGUGUCUGUAAUUCCCAAGAGCUGUGUUUUUGUGGCUUAAUGUCCAGCUGGAUGAUUCACACCCUCCCUGGAGAGUCUCCCUGGAGUGGGAGGACAAGUGGAUCCUCUUGCGGGUGAUUUAGAAGAUGCAAGAAUGUUUUUAUCCAGAGGGGUAAAGUGGCAUGAACCUGAAGGUAGACUUAAGGAAUCUGAAUGAUUACAAAACAUGUAGGAGUUUGUGGUGCCCAGAAGGUAUACUAAAUAGGAAUCUUCUAGUGGAGUUUGCCAAACUUGCCAAAUCAUGGGAGCCUCCUAAGAUACAACUCAGUGACCUGGGAAGUUGUAUUUUUAUUAGCACUCCAAGUGAUGGUCCUGGAUGUUAGCAGAAAGCUGCUGCUCCCCGGUUCAGUCUUUUUUUGUAUCUUUUGGAAAGUCAUCAAGUCACUAGGCAAUAUGUUUGUAAUAAAAUAUAAAAUAAAAUAAAAAAUAUAAACAUAGAAAUAUAAAAAUAUAAAUAUAAAAAAAUAUAUAUAAUAUAAAAUAAAACAUAAAAUUUGAGGUCACUAGUUGAUCAAAGCAGAUUGUGGGUGACACAGAGAUUCCUGAAGAUGGGGCUUCCCAGAAGUCAGUCCUUAGGGUAGUAGGGAGAUGCAUUCUCCUUGAAUGGGAGGACUGAGACUAGAAUUUUGAUAGCAUUCUGGUUGAUGGCAUAAAGCACAAGUCCCAGAUUUGGGGACCUCCUGGCCUUUAAAGAUAUUCCUAAUAUUGCUCUGUUUGCCUUAUCUCCCAGUUAAGUGUUGCUCUGUACUAUUUUGAAUUGAGAGUGGAGCUCCCAUAUUCCUCCAGUGUGCAUAUUCUUUUACCCUUCUGUCCUUUUCUCCAUAGAGGGCUACAGGGUCCUUUUUAAUGCUGAAGGUACAAGUUGAUUACAACAUGUUUGUUUCUCUAAAAUGGAAGUACUUGGCCAACUCCUCUUUGUAUGUGGGAGGUCUCCAGGCAACUGUGAAUAACUUUUAAAGGCUGCUAAGAGGUCAAGAAGUGCUUUGCCUGUUGUGUCUUUUAAAAGCAGGCUCCUUGGUCUUGAUUGGGCCCUAAAAGUAUGUUUCUUCUUUGACUCUGUCUUGGGCUCUUAAACCCUCCUCUGUCGCAUGCUGUAUCUCUGACCCUUACACACACCAAGAUUCACCUAGAUUCACGUCUGUUACUUUACACCCAGGGCAGAUCUAUUGAAGCACUCUAUCUUACGCCAUUUCCAGGUGCCAUAUAUUUGAAAAAGAAUCCCAUCCUGAUUUUUCCGUAUCCCCAAAGCCCGUAGCCAUUUUCUUAACUUCAUCCCUUACACCUAGUGAUCACCAAAUCUUGUCUUUUAUUUGUUGAAUUUUUCCUUCUUUUUUCUUCCGUUCUUAAAUAGACCACCUCUUACCUCCAGUUCAUGCUGAAAUCCAUUUUCCCCUGCCUGCCAAACUAAUCUUGAUAUUUUUCUUUUUCUAAAAUGGCAAGUACUAUACCAGUCUUGCAGAGCUGCCGCAAGAACGACCAAUCUUCCUUGACUUACAAUUGGGGUUACAUUCCAAUAAACCUGUCAUACGUUAAAAAAAAAAUGUCAGGAGUUGCUGUUAAUGCACCUAACUUCAUAGCUUAGCCUAGCCGGUCUUCAGUGCGCUCAGAACGCUUAGUUAGUUUACGUGUGGGCCAAAUCACUAACACAAGGCCUAUUUUAUAAUAACGUUGUUGAGUAUCCUAUGUAAUUUAUGGAAUACUGUUCUGAAAGUGAAAAACAAUGGUUGGUACAGGGCAGGGUGGUUGUAACCGCAUCGGUGGUUAGCCGCCUGGCCUCCUUGUGGGGCUGACUGGAAGCCGUGGUCACUGCUGCUGCCCGGCCUGACGAGAGAGCCGCGCUCGCCCAGGAAAGGAUCCCCAUUCAAAACGGAAUCCUGUGGCUCCUGUGGCUCUCGCACCAUCAUAAAGUCGAAAAAUAGGGCAGCCCGUCGGGCUCAGCCGUUUAGCACCUGCCUUCGGCCUAGGGCGUGGCCCAGGGAUCCUGGGAUCCAGUCAUGGAGCCUGCUUCUCCCUCUGCCUGUGUCUCUGCCUCUCUCUCUCUCUCUGUGGGUCUCUCAUGAAUAAGUAAAUAAAAUCUUAAAAAAAAAAUAAAUUGAACCUGUAAGUUGGGGACCAUUUGUAGGUGUAAAGUGUUUAUCGGUAUUGUCUGAUGCAAAAGCAGCCUUCCGGGUCGGAUUAUGCUUCACCUGGCCUGUGUGCCGGUGCCCUGGAAGCCGUAACGGAAUAGUCAGAAGUCGGGGCCCUGUGAGCCCUGGUUUGGUGCUUAGGGUCUGCGUAACCAGCCGCGAGCCUGCAGGUCCCGCGCUUCGCCGGGGAUGGCCGCGGCCUUGCCCAGGACGCUGGGGGAGCUGCAGCUCUACCGCAUACUGCAGAGGGCCAACCUGCUCUCGUACUUCGACGCCUUCAUCCAGCAAGGUGGGGAUGACGUGCAGCAGCUGUGCGAGGCCGGGGAGGAGGAGUUCCUGGAGAUCAUGGCGCUCGUGGGCAUGGCCAGCAAGCCGCUGCACGUCCGGAGGCUGCAGAAGGCCCUGCGGGACUGGGUCACCAACCCUGGCCUCUUCAACCAGCCGCUGACGUCGCUGCCCGUGAGCAGCAUCCCCGUGUACAAGGUGCCCGACGGCUCCGCGGCGUGGCUCGGGGUGCCGUGCAGCGGCCUUGACCGGGGCAGCGGCGCGCGCGAGCCCCACGCGCAGGCCCCCAAGUGCGCCGCGGCCACGUGCGUGCAGGGCGCGGGCCCCGGGCGGCCGGCGGCGCCGGGCGGCCUCGUGCUGCCGGCCGUGGGCGAGCCGCGGCUGUGGACGGGCCCGCGCGGCCCCGACAGCGAGCCCAGCCUGUCCCCCGGCGACCUGGGCUCCCCCGCGUCCCCGAGGGAGGGCGGCGAGGCGCUGGACGCGGCCGCCGCGCUCUCUGUGGCCGAGUGCGUGGAGCGCCUGGCCGCCACGCUGCCCCGCAGCGACCUGGGCGAGGUGCGGGAGCUGCUCAGGAGCAACAAGAAGCUGGCCAAGAUGGUCGGCCACAUCUUCGACAUGAGCGCCGACGACCCGCACAAGGAGGAGGAGAUCCGCAAGUACAGCGCCAUCUACGGCCGCUUCGACUCCAAGCGGAAGGACGGGAAGCACCUGACGCUGCACGAGCUCACUGUUAAUGAAGCGGCUGCUCAGCUCUGUGUGAAGGAUAAUGCCCUGCUGACAAGAAGAGAUGAACUGUUUGCCCUGGCGAGGCAGAUUUCUCGAGAAGUCACCUACAAAUAUACCUACAGAACCACCAAGUCAAAAUGUGGAGAAAGAGAUGAAUUGUCCCCAAAAAGAAUUAAAGUGGAGGAUGGAUUUCCAGAUUUCCAGGACUCUAUGCAAACACUCUUCCAGCAAGCUAAAGCUAAGAGUGAAGAACUCGCUGCUCUUGGUUCACAGCAGCCUGAAAAGGUGAUGGCAAAGCAGAUGGAGUUCCUUUGCACCCCAGCUGGCUAUGAGAGACUGCAGCAUGCUGAGAGAAGACUCUCUGCAGGACUUUACAGGCAAACCUCAGAAGAGCACAGCCCUAAUGGCGUGACUUCUGAUAAUUCUGAUGGACAAGGAGAAAGACCUUUGAAUCUCCGAAUGCCUAAUUUACAGAACAGACAACCGCAUCAUUUUGUGGUGGAUGGAGAGCUGAGUAGACUUUACUCCAGUGAGGCAAAGUCCCAGUCAGAGAGUCUUGGGAUUUUAAAAGACUACCCUCACUCAGCUUUUACUUUAGAAAAAAAAGUCAUCAAAACAGAGCCUGAAGAUUCAAGAUAGCUGUGAUUCUCCCACUAUUCUCUGGAAACGGCAUUCGAUUUAAGGAUAAUGCUCCAUCAUAGACAUAAGCCUUAAUAACCAACGUUGCCUCAUUCAGCUCAAACAGAUUCAUAGCCAAAGCAUAAGGACUGAUACGGUAGUCUGCGGAAACCAGGAAGACAAAACAACAGCCACAAAAGAGAAAAUUGAGAGAAUGUUGCAGUCUGUAACAGAAAUAUUGAUCCAUUCACAUUCCUGUGUAAGUCGUUUUAUGUAGAAAAGCUUACAAAUUAAUAUUGUAAGCAUUCAUUAUUUAAGAAUGUACAAUGUAUUUGUCUAAUUUAUAGAAGUAAAAUCUAGAUGUGGAGGCCUUUUGGUCCAAUAAAGGUGGAAACAGUUUAUUUUACUUGAAAUUUCACUGUCUACUUUUAAGUGUGUUUAGCAUAAAUAUUAUUAUAUGUUAGUUUAGAAUCUUUGCAGUCAUAAAGAAAGUUUAAGUGAUGUAGUUAUUGGCAGGGUUGCAGUGACUUUGGAAAAAUGGAAAGCAAAUGCUCAAUUUAAACCAAGGAAAAUAUAUUGUGGAUUUAAUAUUUGAUAAAACUGAUUUUGUUUAACGGGAAAUGUGUCAUUUUUAGUCGUAAAAUGUCACUUUUGCUGGCUUAGUCAGGCACAUUUAUGCAAUUAAUAAAUACUAAAGUAAAGUUAAAAAGAUGAGCAAUAGAGUAGAAAUCUCUUUUACUUAGUUGACUCAGAAUGCUUAUAUCAUUAUAUCAUAAAAAUAGGAAGCUACUACUUGGACAGAGAACUUGAAACAACUGAACUGAUGUGCAAAAGCCGUGACUUAAAUAUUGCUAUUUAAGACGGUGUUGAAUGGAUUAAGACAUAUGUAAGUUAACCCCAAAUGUGAAAAGGAUGGUGACUGUUAAAAAGGCUCUAAUAAUAUAAUAGAGUGAGAACCAUUUUAUAGGUUGAAAUUCUUCUUUAUGUCCUGGAUGGAGUCAGAGAAAGUCGGGGCUCGCCCAGACCAUACAGGUGUGGACAAUCACUACCCCACAUUUGCAGGCAUAAUUCUGAGGAGGUUUAGUUGACACCUGGAUUCGUUAUUUAUUUCACAGCCUUGUAUGCCUUUCAUAUAUGUGUAUGCAGUUUUUUCUUAAGAUCCAUUUUAGCUUGAAAGUAUGUUUUCAUCCCUUCCCCCUAUUUAAUUAAUAGGCUGUGUGCAUAUUUGGGGGUGUGUGUGUGACUAAAUGUUAAUAAUGUCCUUGCAUACUUAUGAGAAUUACACAUUGGAAUCCAUGGUUUAAAAAAAAAAUACUAUUUCUGCCAAUUUACAUUUUUUCUUUUGGUUUAAGAGAAGAUAUUUGACAGCUUACCUACUUCCUCCAGAUUCAUCUAAACCCAGGUAUUGCUGAGAACAGCAUACUGAACUGGAAUAUGUGGUUUUUUGGUUUUUAGUUAUGCUCUAGGUCAUAACUGCAUAAAAAAAAAUUAAGUCAUAAUCUGUUAUACUAAAAUUCAUCAGCCACAUGUUAGAUGAAAUGUCUGGACUGUAGUCUCUGAUCACUGUCACAUAUAUAAUUGCUUUUUCAUUUUGAUUUGUAGACUAGCUUUACGAUAGAAACACCAGUAAACAACUUUUAUACUAUUGAAAGGCUCUUUUUCCUACCUAAAUGUUUUAAUUGUACCAUAGUGUUUUGCCCCCUGAAGAAGCUUUUUAUGGACCUUGCAACUUUGUUGCUAGCUUGAGGUUGAUUAUUGUGGUUGUAUUGUUCACUGUGUGUAGAAAUAGUAUGAGUACAAUUUAAAUAGAUUGUUCAGUUUUUAAUAUUAGCCAUAGAACUGGUUAGUAUCUCAGUAGUUUCAUGAAACGUUUCCUGUAUUCUAAUCUAUUUUGAGAAAUUUUGUGGGUUUUUUUUUAAUUGUGUCUUACAGUUCAAGUUUGUAGAUUUUAAUAAGCAACAAUUUUUAAAGAUGCGGUAAUCUUCCAGUUAAUAUUUAUCUGUCUUUCAUGGACCCACACACUGCAUCUGCAUCUUUAAAUCCAUAAAUAAGUUUCCUUAAGUAUCAUACUUUCCUGGUCUUUCAAGCGUAAUGAUAAGGGGGAAGCACAAGAAAAAUUUCAGUAGAAUACAGUUUUUAUUUUGUAAACACUAAUGUAUUAAAUUUGCUAUACAUUGAAGCAAAUAAUAUAUAUUUUUAUUUGAAUUGUAUAUAUGAAUUGGAUGUUAUAACUAGUUGAUUUUUUUCAUUGUGUUGGAGGUAUUUUCACUGAACAAGGUCAAUUGGUUACCUCAGUAUUACAGCCAAUAUAGUCCAAGGGACCAUAUCUCCCCAAGUCUGUGUUGUACUUUACUAUGUGAAGUCUGCGUUUCUGUGACUCUUAAAUCUGUUGGUGAGGUGGGACGAGUGCACUUGCUUCCUGUGGCAAUAAAGAUUUUCUGUGCCUCACA